UCGAACAAUAAAAACAGAACAUACACGACGUGAGCCACUGCGUUCGAUUUGUUUUUUUUCUUUUGUUCAAGUGUUGGUUUCUUUAUACAAAUUUGUGGUUAAUUUAUGUGUAACAAUUAUGUGCUUUCUGAAUGUUGAAUAAAUACCUCCUUAUAUUGAAUGCUAAUGGGAAUAAUUAUACAAAACCAAACCAGAAUUCAUUAUGGCGUGAAAUUAAAGAGAAAAAAAUUCAAAUUUAUAAUGAAGUUUUUCUAUGCUUUGUAAUAGUAGGUGCUCAAUAAACUGUAUUGUUACACGUUAAGUAACGCGCUGCAAACAGUACUAUAAUGCCAAAGAAAUUGACAUUAAUAGUAAAAGAGUACUUAAUUUCAUCUGUAAAAUCAAGUGGUAAUAGUGUAAUUAAUGAUUUAUACUGCCAAGAAAUUAAUAUAUCAAAGAACAACCGCAAAUAUUGUGUGAAUAUACAAGUUUUACAAUCGGUUAAAUUAUGGUCUGUUUAGAACUAUAUAAUAAUUUAAAAUAAUCAACUUAAAUUUACACAUUACUUUAGAAGUAUCAUCGUUAAAUAAGUUGGCGACGAAUUAAAAUAUUCACAGUUGGAUUGAAUAAUAUUUGGUGAUGACCACUUCACCGGUGCCGGAGUUGGACAUGACUAUUAAAUGUCAAAGUCCGCUGAAACUAUAUUAUUACCAGUUACCGGACGCCAUUUCCGAUAUUAGUAACACCACAGCUUCUAACUGCGAUAAUAUAAUGCGUUAUAGUAGAUCAAAACUGUUCGAUCUUCGCAACGAAACAAAUUCUCGUCGCCGUCCUGAAUAUGACCUAAGAGCUGAAUUGCAAUCGCUUGGUGUUUGGAAGUUUAAUGCCAGUGGCAACGGUCUCCAAAAUAGUGCAGGUUCCAAUAACGAAGGAACCGCAGUGUCUUGCAACGCAUAUGUCGCUAACCAUACAGCGCAAUUGUCAUCGGGGAAUUUGAAUGUACGGGCCCAACGUUCUCCUGGAAGUCGUGAAACUACAUUAAACAAUUCGAAUUCUUCGCAACAUAAUACUUCUUAUCACAAUCUUCAUAAGACGUAUAUAGAUCAUCGCAGCAUUUCGUCAUCCCAUCUUAUGCCAGCGUUUGCUAAAAGACGUAAUGCUGCUUCUUCUGCACCUUCUAGUAAUGCUGCUGUUGUGGGAUCACAAAAUUUAUCGAGCAGUGGAAAUUCUUCUUAUGGUCCCAACUCUCCUGUCGAUACCCGUUCGCAAACGCCAACAGAAGUCAAAGACGGUUUAUUUUACAGUAAUAUUUCCGGUGAAAAUAACGGAAAUAUGCGCCAACGAAACAAGGAUCAAUUAUACGAUUGCCGUCAACGCGGAAAUAGCGGCGGUCCGAUCACUGGAGAUGAACCCAACAUAUUUAUAUCACCUCAGAGAAAAGUUUUAGAUCAAGACCGCGAGCGGGACAAAGAACAAGAACUUCAGUCUGACAGUAGACGACUAUCAUCACCAAUGUCUUUAGGCUUAUGUAGAUAUAGCCACAAUAACGGUGGCAUCGCUCAAGAACGUAGAAUCGGCAGCGGCCGUCUGCUACCCCGCGACGUAAACUGGGAUUAUCGUGCUUCUCAAGACAGAGAUAAAGGCCAAAGCUUAAGCUCUGCCCCAAUUCAAGAUAAAGAGGUAUUAGCAGCAAAUCAUGUAGGUCAAGCUCGAGGUGGGGGGCGGUAUUCAGAGCGAACUUCGGUUGGAAAUGGAUACUCAGACCGACGACAUUUGGAACGGCGUAGCGGUGGUGACAAUGACAGUGUCCGAGAUAAAUAUGAAUACGUAAGCAAUGCUCAGACACCAAAUCCUCAUGGUGGUGGUACUAGACGAGAUAUAUAUGGUGCUGAUUCUUCUUCAAAUCAGCAUUCUAUAUCUCAUAAUCGCAAUAGACGGAACCAGAAAUAUGAUAGGAAUGAAGAGCCUGAAUGGUUCAGUAGUGGUCCAACAUCUCAGCAUGAUACAAUUGAAUUGCGUGGAUUCGAAGAAAUUGAUGACCAAUACAAUGAAAGCUCUAAGGAAGGUAUUGGUAGCACUAAGCGCACACAUUAUUCAAAUUCGUCACGAAAAAUAAGUGAAAGUUCAUCAUCUCGUGAGAGCAGUACUUUGAAUUUGUCUAGCACGAAGGCAAAACAGCAAUUACAUCUACUAUUAGAUCAAGAGAAUGGUGCCCAUAAAACCCUAACUUUAUCACCAGGCACUUUGCCAUCCGGCAACAAUAUAAUUUCUUUUGAAAACAUAGAUUCUCUCCGUGAGAAAGAUGGACUUAAAGUGUUAAAAGAGAAUAGUGAGAGCAAAAACAACGCUAAACGUUUAGGACGAAGCGAUGAAGCUGUUGAUGCGACACUUCCAGAUUUUAUGCUCGAAACUGAAGAAAUUUCAAAAAAGUCAAACACUUCCAGAGAUUCAGAGUUCAAUUUUGAUGUCUUCCUAAAUCCUAAUCUUGAUCCGCUUAAACACUCGUUAAUGCGUGGAGACAAUUCCAAUAAUGAGAAUGAAGAAAUAGGGAGCUCUCGAUUUAGCCGUUGGUUCGCUAAUAAAACUGUAGGUAAUGAAGGACAAUUAGGAAAUUGCAAUGCAAACAAUACAGCUAUGGAUUUAAUUGGCAGUGACACCAAACAUGAAAGUAAUACUCUGAUGGAAUUUCUUAACAAACUGCCAGCUUUACCAGAUUCGGUUAUAACGCAAAAAGUUACCGCUAUCACGAGUGUAGAGGAACUGGAAGCGCGGAUGGGUGUCAUGAAUACAACAAAUGAAGUUUUACCAGAGGCACACCAUGUCGAUAUGCCUAACAAAAACGAUGAGGAAAGAGUGCUUGAUAUGAUUCCUUCGAUUGCAAAUGAGCAGUUAAUCUCCGAACAUCCUCAAGCUGGGGAAAUUGAAGCAUUUAAAAAGGUGCUUGAACAACUAGGACAUGGAAAUAAACAGCUACAGCAGCAGCACAAUCAGACACAACAGCAGGUACUACCACACAAUCUGCAGUCGAAUGUUUUGAUAUCGCCAAAACAUCGAUCUGACUCGAUGUCUCCGCUUAACAUUAUGCAAACAGGGGCUCCUCCAAACCUUUCACAACAAAUAAUUGUUAAAAAUGAUGAGCUGAAAAAGAUUUUGCUUUCACAGGGAUAUCAUCAGCAACAUCAAAGUAAUGAAGAAAUUAAUAUCUUGUCUCAGUCGCAGCCGCAGCCAAUACCACUAACUGCAUUGUUUGGGAAUCAUCCUCAAAAGCGUAUAGAACAGAAUUUGUUUCAAGGCAUACAACGUGGUGUAGUGUCAAUAAAUUUUUUGGAACAGCAACUUAAUAACCCGAAUAUGUCACCGUCUAUAAAAGAAGCAAUUGCUACAGUUCUCCGUGACGCAUCUACGAUGGCAACAUUGCACAGCAAUGUUCCACACAAUCAACAGAACUAUAGACCUAUUGGACAUCAGCAACAGAUCUCAGCUAUACGUAACAGUAGCGGAUCAAUCCUCCAUCAAGGCCCCAGUAAUUCACCGAUCCAACCGCCGCAGCAACAGCAGAUUUUGCAGCAAAUUCAGAAUGUCAUGGUUCCAGGACAAAGAGAACGAAUUACACUUCUGCCACAUCAGGCUUCAAAUCACCAAGCUAUUCCGAGCCAACGAGAAAUGCAAUUUCACACACACCCCAUCAUGCAAAAUGCUACGCUAAAGAAAAAAAUAGAGGAACAACAGGAUUCAAUUAUACGACGCCAAGAAAAUCAUCCACCGUCAAAUAAUACGUUAGGAUUAAAUAAAGUAGAUACGCAACAAAGUAAUAUUCAGCAAAUGCAAAUUUCAAGUAACAUGCAACAGCAAACUGCAGGAACACAACAACAAGCUCAACCAACCCGACAUAUUAACUCACCUACGCCUUUGGCUUUUACACCAACCUCGGUGUUGCGUAAGAUGACUGCUGAAAAAGAUAAUUCGAACUCAAAUCCAACAACUCUACAUCAUAACAUGUUAAACUCUGUAAUACAGCAGCAAAAUAAAGCCAUGGCACAAAAUACAUUUAUAAAUCCAACCAACAACCAACAUCAAAUGCAACAGCCCACAUCCACUCUACCACGGAUGAUACUUGGUGGUAAUAACACACAGCAACAACAACAGCAAAUGAGUAACAAUAAUUCGUUGCCGCCACAAUCCUUAAACCCAACACCUCAACAGCAAGCGGUCCAACCUUUACGCAACUCAAUGGCACCAAUAAAAUGGCCACUACAUUUAGUGAAUCAAAGUAUCACUGCUAUUAAAUCGAUGGGGCGACCAAUUUUAAAAGCUCCUUUACCACCACAAUCUGGCAAUCACCCACAAAUGCCGCAGCUAAAUCAAAUGAUGUUUAAUAAGUUAGAUUUUCUACAAGUGCAACAAAACCGUUUGAAAAACAACCAGACCCCUCAACAUGUUUUAAGCCAGUCCACGCCACCAUUUUCGCAACACGCGAUGGUGUCACAACAAGCACCAAACCACACUAACUUAAUUCCUAAUGUUCAACAUCAACAACAGUUAUAUCAACAACAACAACGUAUUCUAGCAUUGCAAAGGCAUCAACAACAAUUCCAUCUACAACAACAGUUGCACCAACAACAACCAAUUGACACAACCAAUCGAAAUAUUUGUAUGCAGACGUCACUUGCUAAUGAUAGUAAUGGUAUAAUAAAUAACGCCGCUUCUACUGCUACAACUGCUGCCGCCAGCAUAAUAAAUUACCAGCGUGAUGGUGGUUUGUCUCCCACGAGUAAUCAACUGGCGCAGUGGUUUUCGCCCGAGUUACUUGCGCAAGCAUCUGCUGGAAAACUUCCGCUCCUCAAUAUGAAUCAAGCGUUAUGUCUAGAAGAUUUCGAGAGAAAUAUACAACAUUCCUCAGCACCAGUGAGCAAUUAAUGUCACAAGGUGGAAAUAUUAUGUUUAAAGUUGUGUGUAACUUGGGAAUCAUGUUAAAUAAUAUUUUUUAUUAGAUCGCUUGAUGACACUAAAUAAGCAGAAAGUAUCUUCUAUAUGAAUCUAGAUCUAAUUUUGAAAUUGUCGGAAGUAAAACGUUUUUAAUAUCAAUUGGUAGUAAAUAAAAAUUCUAAUAUAGCGUAUUUACGUUCUGUCAUAUUUAUAAAUAUUACACCAUAUGCGUAUGAAAUUGUAUCUCAAUUAUUGUAAAUGAAUUAUUUAAAUUUCAAAA
Messenger RNA from Bactrocera dorsalis (oriental fruit fly), 5185 nucleotides. Its product is annotated as eukaryotic translation initiation factor 4E transporter. The coding region runs from base 619 to 4896 and encodes 1425 amino acids. Gene Ontology annotation, molecular function: mRNA binding. Lineage: Eukaryota; Metazoa; Arthropoda; Insecta; Diptera; Tephritidae. The transcript has 6 exons. The record is from RefSeq and is a predicted model, not a curated record. Gene Ontology annotation, cellular component: nucleus; cytoplasm. Gene Ontology annotation, biological process: negative regulation of translation.